AUGUGCAUCCGCGAGCUAAAAAGUCUCGAUGAAGGUGUUCGUCGAUCCAUCCCAUGGUUCCAAUUAAUCGGUGACCGUGUCUACUCACUCGUAAUUGGCGCUUGUUUCUUUGCAUUUAAAUUUACCCUAUACGAAGAACUCUCUGCACUGAGUCGGCAACGCAUUCCUUUCAACGGCACCAAUACACAGCAACUUUUCUCCUUAUCUGGAGUCGCGAGCCUGUUACCAAUUGCUAUCCCAAAUUCAAGUGGUAGUGGUGGUGAUCUAGGAUUCAACAUCGUCUUCGCAUCUUUAAUUACCUGUCUUCAGCUCAUUUUUUUUUCAAUCUGUGCCAGAUCCUGUCAACGAAGAGAUACCUAA
Messenger RNA from Protopolystoma xenopodis, 360 nucleotides. The record is from the annotation of a GenBank genome assembly. NCBI's taxonomy places the organism in Eukaryota, Metazoa, Platyhelminthes, Monogenea, Polystomatidea, Polystomatidae.